Arachis stenosperma is the source of this 511-nucleotide messenger RNA. RefSeq lists its product as uncharacterized. The record is from RefSeq and is a predicted model, not a curated record. Bases 44 to 370 code for a protein of 108 amino acids. Lineage: Eukaryota; Viridiplantae; Streptophyta; Magnoliopsida; Fabales; Fabaceae. The transcript has 2 exons.
ACAAAUAUAUCAAUUCUGAUAUUAUAAGCCUUUAUAAAACUUCAUGCAUGGUAUAUCAUACAUUUGCAUUUCCAAAACAAAAAGAACACACAUGGCUAGAAAUGGUGGUGUGACCUACAAACAAAUAACACGUUUCUUCAUUAUUAUUGGAUUUGUUAUUUGUGCUAUCAUUGUUGAAUCGCAUGACAGUAUUCCAAAAUGGUCUUCAGCUCAAUACGAUGGUCUUGAACAUCAGGAAUAUAAGCUGAAAAGUUGUCUUCAAACAUGCAAGAGCCGCUAUAGAAAUAAUCCGGAAGCGAAGGAGGAUUGCAUUAAGAAAUGCAAAGCUAAGUAUGGUCCUCCGGUGGAAAGUUAUAACAGUGGCAUGUAAGAGUUGAAAUUUAAUAAAUCUUUAAUUUCAAUAUACAUAGAAGAAGAUUUGAGCACCUCAUCAAUCAGACCAAAAAAUGAUUCACAUUGCAAUACGGAAUGUUUAAAUACUUUAAUUUGUUAAUUAUAUUUGUUACUUUCU